CAAAAGAAAGUGCUUCUCUCUCGCUUGUGUUUCCCUGCUUCAUAGGCUUCUCGGCAAACACACAAACAAUAUACAAAAAACUUCAACCAAAUCGAAUCAUUUCAUUUUGAUUUAGGGUUUCAUUUUUCCGUCAUGUAUAGAGCAACAGCUUCAUCACUCAAGAGACAUCUCAAGGGCCGUGGUGGCAACUUGGGAGCUACUAGGUUAGCUACUUCAAGUGCUGUAGCUGCAAAGGUUUCAUCUGGUGGUUUGUUUAGCUGGCUUACCGGAGAGCGUUCGAGUUCCCUUCCCCCUCUUGAUACACCACUUGGUUCUGUUGUUCUUCCAGAUCCUUUGCCAGAUUAUGUUGAACCAAGUAAGACCAAGAUCACAACUCUUCCUAAUGGACUCAAAAUAGCAUCCGAGACCUCGCAGAACCCUGCAGCCUCAAUUGGGUUGUAUCUCGAUUGUGGUUCCAUCUAUGAGACACCAUUGUCAAGUGGGGCAUCACACUUGUUAGAAAGAAUGGCUUUCAAGAGCACGGUUAACCGUAGUCACUUUCGUAUUGUAAGGGAAGUAGAAGCAAUUGGUGGUAACAUAGGAGCUUCGGCCUCUCGGGAACAAAUGGGUUACACAUUUGAUGCUCUAAAGACCUAUGUUCCACAAAUGGUUGAAUUACUGGUUGACUGUGUAAGGAACCCAGCCUUCUUGGACUGGGAGGUCAAUGAAGAGCUUCGAAAGGUGAAAGCAGAGCUCGGAGAACUCUCAAACAAUCCCCAGGGCUUGCUUUUGGAAGCAAUUCACUCUGCUGGUUAUUCUGGUGCAUUGGCUUAUCCUCUUUUGGCUCCUGAAGCAGCCCUGAACAGAUUGGAUGGCCCCAGUUUAGAGGAAUUUGUUGCUGAAAAUUACACAGCUCCUAGAAUGGUUCUUGCUGCAUCUGGGGUAGAACACGAAGAGCUUCUAUCUGUUGCUGAGCCACUUCUCGCUGACCUUCCAAGUGUUCCCCGUCCCGAUGAACCAAAAUCUACCUACAUUGGAGGUGAUUUCCGUCGUCAUGGUGAAUCCGGGGCUGCACAUGUUGCUAUUGCUUUUGAAGUGCCUGGUGGCUGGCAAAAGGAGAGAGAUGCUAUAGUUUUGACUGUUCUACAGAUGCUUAUGGGAGGAGGUGGGUCAUUCUCAGCUGGGGGCCCUGGUAAAGGGAUGCACUCAAGGCUAUAUCUUCGCGUGUUGAAUGAAUACCAGCAGAUUCAAUCUUUUUCUGCAUUCAACAGUAUCUUCAAUAAUACAGGAUUAUUCGGGAUUUACGCAAGCACUAGCCCUGAUUUUGUGCAAAAAGCCGUAGAUAUAGCAGCCAAAGAACUAAUAGCGAUUGCUUCCCCUGGUCAAGUUUCACAAGUACAACUUGACCGUGCGAAGAAAUCCACAAAGUCUGCAGUUCUUAUGAAUCUGGAAUCUAGAAUGAUUGCCUCAGAAGACAUAGGAAGGCAGAUUUUGACUUACGGAGAAAGGAAGCCUGUGGAGCAGUUCCUGAAGGCUGUAGAUGAAAUCACUUUGAAUGACAUCACAAAAAUAUCUCAAAAGAUUAUUUCCUCACCUUUGACUAUGGCAUCAUAUGGAGAUGUUAUCAAUGUUCCGAGUUAUGAAUCUGUGAACCGCAUGUUCCAUGCCAAAUGAACAAUAUGACAAUGUUUUCUGGAUCAUAUACAUGCACACUUCCAAUUUUCAAAAGCAAUGGUGCAAAUAAAUACAGAGAUAUUUUUGUACUGAUCUUUGGAACCAUUUUUGAGGUUCCAAGUUUGUAUUAGAUGAAUUGUAUCAUCUCAUGCUGGAUUAAGCCAAUUUUUGUUUGUUAAUGAGUUAAUUUUCUCUCUUUUAUUUGCUUAAAGAGAGCACAAAAGUGGUUUUAACUUUUAUAUUUAAUCUUUUUUUGGCAAUCUCUCUUUUACUAAUCAAGUAGCAAGUGUAAAAGUACAGAAUGCAAUUCAAGAAUUACAUUCACUUCGAGUAUUGUGUUUUUGUUCA
Molecule: messenger RNA, 2001 nt
Organism: Cicer arietinum (chickpea)
Lineage: Eukaryota; Viridiplantae; Streptophyta; Magnoliopsida; Fabales; Fabaceae
Product: mitochondrial-processing peptidase subunit alpha-like
Biological process (GO): proteolysis
Cellular component (GO): mitochondrion
Molecular function (GO): metal ion binding; metalloendopeptidase activity
Source: RefSeq, a predicted model, not a curated record